This is a messenger RNA of Talaromyces stipitatus ATCC 10500, 870 nucleotides long. RefSeq names its product PBSP domain protein. The record is from RefSeq and is a predicted model, not a curated record. The transcript is spliced from 2 exons. Lineage: Eukaryota; Fungi; Ascomycota; Eurotiomycetes; Eurotiales; Trichocomaceae. Bases 1 to 870 code for a protein of 289 amino acids.
AUGACUACGACCAAAAUCCCAACUCCCUCACCUCUCCCAGUCCUCACCAAACCCCCUACUCAUCAGGUCAAUAACGGCGCUCAGCCUACAAGAAAGGAGAAGAUUCCUAAGCCAAAAUUAAGACUGCGCCUACAAGACGCACGUCACCCCGCAGCUGCAUCCUUUUUCGGUCGCAUACCCGACCUAGAAGCUGUCCUCGACUCAGCCUUGACGGCAAUUGUUGAGCAACUAUACACUUCUCCCCGCAGACACCAUGAUAAUGGCAAUGAUGCACUAAAAGCAUUUAUCCCAUCAUUUGUCCCUUUUAUACCCCCUACUCGCUCCGUGACCAUCAUAUUGGAAGACUUUGAUGGCGUCGCCUACACCAACGGCACAGAUCUCGACGAUGAUCACAAGGAAAUUCAUUUCUCACUCUCAUACAUCGACCAUGUCUGCAAGAAUAACGCCCAACCUCUCGCGGAAUUAGAAGCCUCAGAUGGCAAUAAUAAUAAAGACAACAAUAAAGAUAUCCCACGACCUCCUGGCGGUCUUAUUGAGGGCAUUGCGGACUUUGUCCGUCUAAAAGCGGGUCUCGGAGCACUGCAUUGGCAAAAGCCCAAAUCUGCAUCAGACCGAGCGUCUGGUUGGGAUGCAGGAUAUCAGCAUACGGCUUAUUUUCUGGCGUGGUUGGAAGAUGUGCGUGUUGGUCAGGGAGCGAUUGGCAUGCUUAAUGAUCGGUUGCUGAGGACUGGGUAUCUGGGAGAAUUGGAGGAUCAGGAGAAAGAUAAGAAGCCAGGGUUUUGGAGGGGUUUGUUUGGUGUUGAGGUUGAUAAUUUAUGGGAGGAAUACGGUCGAUAUCUAGACAAGGAUGUCCGAGAAGGGAUAGAGUGA